Messenger RNA from Cynara cardunculus var. scolymus (artichoke), 1116 nucleotides. RefSeq names its product acidic repeat-containing protein-like. The transcript has 5 exons. Bases 1 to 1116 code for a protein of 371 amino acids. The record is from RefSeq and is a predicted model, not a curated record. Lineage: Eukaryota; Viridiplantae; Streptophyta; Magnoliopsida; Asterales; Asteraceae.
AUGAAGAACCACCAGCGAAAGGCCAAGAGACUUGUCACAGAAGAGCACGAUUGGGCUGAUUCUGAUGAAUCAUCAUCUGAUGAGGAAGAUGCGAUCUAUCUAUGCUUAAUGACCAAAGAUGUCAAAGAGGAAACUCCAGAGACAUCAACUUUAAAUGAUCCCUCAUCAUAUUCACCCACUCAGAUCAAGGAGCUGACCAAGGUUGAAGAAAACCUUAAAGAUCCGGUCAUUAUGAACAAAGCCAUCACUGUCGAACGCAAACAGGCUAUAGCUGAGCGUGAGCGAGCAAUCGCUGAAAUCAAGGUUGAGAAGGCUACCAUUGAAGAUGCGCCACCACCGCUGACCACCCACCCACAAGUUCUCUCAGCCAUCUUCUCUUCUCCUUCUUUGGUCGCUUCACAUGUUCAUGAUUCAUCGGCGAAUGUUCUCCCUGAUGACGAGACACACACCACUGGACCUGAGGUUGCUCCUUUCGAAGCUUCUCAGUAUACAAAUGCUUAUCCUCCCGAGGGCAUCGUGGAGGAAGCAAGUGAUAAUCCUUUGGAUGUCGAUGAUGUCCCGUCAGGUCCUUCUGUGCCUCAAGCCAUGGACGAAGAAGAAGAGGUGUACGACGAAGAUGAUGAAGAUUAUGACAUGGCUUCCGAUGUCAAACUCCUUAUCCCAACCAUCGAUACCCUCUUCUGUAAGAUGACCGAAGUUCAUCAAGAUAUGCCUCGCAAGGCUGAUGUCGUUGCAGACCUCUCAGCCUUCAAAGCUGAAGCAUGGACCAACUCUGAACCAACAACCAAUGAAGCUGAAGCUGAAGCUCCUAGAGCUGAAGCUGAAGUUGAGGUUGCCUGUGAUAUCCCAACCUCCGGUGAAGCUGCUAUAGAUGAGGAAGUUGAUGCCAUCCCUCGUGAUGAUGAACUUCCCAUCACCUCUGCACAUACUGCUAGUAAUGUGGAAGAAGAAGAUGAUCAAGACGAAGAUGAUGGAGGUGAUGAAUCUGAUCUUCCAGACUCCGACAGUGAUCUUGAUUGCCAUGACGAUGAUGAUGAUGAAGAUGAAUUCACCAUCCAGUUCCAGCAUCCAACAACCACCACCAAAGGAGUUGCCCUCAUGGAAUUCGCAUCCUAG